GACUACGACAUAAUGGCUGCCGUUUAUUUGUAGUGUUAAAUUAACGUUUACUCGUGUCAAGUUUUCGGUUUUCGAGUGUUUUUUCUGAAUAUAUACAUAGAUUUUAAGCUAUCUAUUUCAACAUUAUUUUCUGCUAGAUCCAAAAUGUCAGCUGGACCAUACAAUUAUUCUUAUAUCUUUAAAUACAUCAUAAUAGGAGAUAUGGGGGUGGGAAAAUCAUGUCUCCUUCAUCAAUUCACAGAGAAAAAGUUCAUGGCCGACUGCCCUCACACAAUAGGAGUGGAGUUCGGCACCCGGAUCAUCGAGGUCUCCGGACAAAAAAUCAAGCUCCAAAUCUGGGACACUGCCGGCCAGGAGCGCUUCAGAGCAGUGACCAGGUCGUACUAUCGUGGUGCUGCCGGCGCUCUCAUGGUCUACGACAUCACCAGGAGGUCCACCUACAACCACCUGAGCAGCUGGCUGACGGACACAAGGAACCUGACCAAUCCCAGCACGGUGAUAUUCCUGAUAGGGAACAAGUGCGAUCUGGAGGGUCAGAGGGACGUCACUUACGAGGAGGCGAGCAAGUUUGCCGAGGAGAACGGGUUGAUGUUCGUCGAGGCUAGCGCCAAAACCGGCGAUAACGUGGAAGAAGCGUUCCUGGAAACGGCCAAGAAAAUCUACCAGAGCAUCCAAGAUGGCCGUCUGGAUUUGAAUGCCGCCGAGUCGGGCGUCCAACACAAGCCCUCUCAACCGGGUCGCAACAAUCUCUCUAGCGAUCAGCAGGCCAGCAAAGACAACUGCGCCUGUUAG
Phaedon cochleariae (mustard beetle) is the source of this 792-nucleotide messenger RNA. NCBI's taxonomy places the organism in Eukaryota, Metazoa, Arthropoda, Insecta, Coleoptera, Chrysomelidae. The record is from the annotation of a GenBank genome assembly.